AUGCCAUUAAUAGAAUGUAAACUUAAAAGCUGUCCUAGGAUGGGGAUGGGUUCAGCUACUGUUAUAAGUAAAACGUUGAAAGGUAUUAGAGGGGAUAUUCAAUGUAUAUCUGUAAGCAACGAUAAGCCAUUACUAACGAAAAAAUGAUUCUAAACAGAGUUCGGUGGAUAGUGUUGCUUUGCUAACAAUAUUUGUCAUAUUGUCAUAUAUAAUUAUCAUAUUGUGUUAAAAUAAUUACAUAGGUAUGGCAAAAUCAGCUUUUGUUCAGGCAAAUUCUGCUCAAGCAAUGACCAGAAAGACAUUCCCUACAGCAGAGAAGCUGAGUAGAAACCGAGUAAGGUAGAUCAAGUGACGAUAAGAAGAACAAUAAACAAAUACAGGAAGCGUAUAAAAUCGGUAGCGUUGUCGGAACCACGCAUACUGAGGAAACCUUGGAGUGGCAGGUGGUAAAAAGGCGCGGACCAAGUGGAGCAGCGACAACAAAGGCCAGGGCUAUGGUGAAGAGAGAAAUAAAACGGCCCCCAGCAAUUCUAGUGAAGGUGGACAACAGCUCAAACAUUGAGGUCCUGCCGAAGCUAAAAACGGGAUCAGACGUGAAAUCAGCAUUAGGGAAUGUCCAGAACAUAAGGAAAACCCAAACAGGAGAUCUGCUGGUUGAACUACAGUGUGAGUCACAGGACUCAAAAUGGUUAGUUGAUGCAAUAUCCAAGGCUAUUGAGGAUCCAGGAGCAGUAAAAGCUUUAUAACAUAUGGAAAAGAUCGCCGUUCUCGACAUGGACGAGCAAGCAGAAGAAUACGAAAUCGUGGAAGCACUGGUUUCCGAAUAAAAUUAUUUGACCCAGGGAUCAAUUCGACAAUUGGAAAUCAACUCAUAGUCGUCCAUGUGAGCUUAUCAAAGCAAAAUAGCAUAUAAAACUAUAUGGGUGUACACACACACACACACAAACACGGGUGUGCGCGCCGCCACACCAUCUACUGCCGCCGUAAUACCUACAUGACCGUACAGUGAAAUAAUAUUUUCGUUAAUAAUGAUAAUCUCCAUAUACUUGUAUCACUGACUAUAAAAAAAUAGUUUAUUUUUUAUGUGUAUAAUACAAUAUAUUCUUGGUGAGCAUCGAUAAUAAUAUUUUAUCUUACCGUUUUUAAUUUUACGCGUCGAUACAUUUCUACGACACAUCGGUAACAUAAUUAUUAGAUGAUAGAUCCUUUAUAUAUAAUCGUUUCUGGCGACUUUAAUUUUAUUGUCACGAUUUAAGAUAUGACAAAAUACAGAUCAAAUAAUAUAUUUUACAAUAAGUUAUAGUAUAUUUUACAAAAAAAAAGAAACGCGUGCGAACCGUAUAUGGUAAUAUUCACUAUACAUGAAACCGAAUACCCUUCCAACACAGUAAGCUUGUAAAGUAUACAGCGCCGAAAUAAAAUUUCAGCACAUGGGCCUGCCUCACCAGUAUUCUAAACAAAUAAAAAUAUCGUUAUGGGCCUUAGUCGUAACAUAAUAUAAAAAUGUUAAAAUAUUAAUAUAAUAUCAUUUCAUAUGUAAUUUUGGUUAUAUACGUUUUGGCCUUCGUCAGAAUCCGACAAUAUUCAGCAAUAAAAUAUAGAUAGCGGCUAUGAAUAACGGAUUUCGGGGGCACGGCAUUAGCAUAUAUAACGCCGUCUGAAUUAUCUAAUCAGACGAGUUCACCACGAUCAAAUGAGGAACUUCGCGUCACUUUGUUUUAUAAAAUAUUUUUGGAAUUUUAUAUUUUUGUUUGUGAAAUUAAAUUGCACUUAGAAUAUUUUUCGAUGUUUGUGAAUUACGAGAAAAAUACUUUGCUGGGGUAUUUAUAGGUAUUAAUAUUUUUGAGAAUAAAAAAAAAAAAUGGGUUUUUGAAAUUAGAUUGGACCAGUAUUAACUGGGCAUUGCCACAAGUCUAUUUUUUGGUCCCUUGUUACUGAAAUUGAAAUAAUUCAUUUUCUUAAGAAUAUUAAAAAAAAUACCAACUAUAAUAAAAAUUGAAUUACUAAUAAAGUUCUUAGAAAUAUAUGUAAUGUUACAGCAUUCCCUUUAUUGGUUUUUCAUCUGAAAUGUUCCCUAAUAUAUUUAAAAAAAAUCUCUAAUUAUCUCUAAUAUUUAAAAAUGGUGAUAUAAAGUUAUGCAACAAUUACAGACCAAUUGCUUUGACUUAUUUUGUUUUCAUCAUGAAUAGCAACAUAGGUACACACGAUUUUAGUUCUGUUAGGGUUUUCAUUAUAAAUUUAUCUUAAGCCCGUGGGUGGCUUCGCAUCCCACAAACUCCCCCUCUAUGACUAAACUAGUAAAUAAUACCAACAUUAGAAUACAAAAUAGUUUUUCCAAAUUUCUAUUUUUAUGAUUGUCUUAACUCUUAACAUCUUGUUGGUACUUAAUUUGAUAAUUAUAAAAUAAUUUUAAUAAUAAAAAAAAAAGUUUUAGUAAUAAAAUAUAUACCAUAAAUCCAAAUUUUAAAAUAACUUAACAGUAUGCAUAGUUUUAAAAGUUAAACAAAAACAAUUUUAUAUUUAUUUAAACUUACAAUAAACAUACCUUCAAUCAUCGCAUUACUACAAUAUGAUUACGUAUGGUAAUACGAUAACCAUGGAAUACGAUAUGGUAUACUUAAAAAUAAUAUAUCCAUGUUCCAUAAAGGCAUAGAUUAUAGAUAUAGGUAUUUCACAAAUAAAACAUAACUUUCUAUUAUAUCUUUACGUACUUCGGUUAUCUACACAUUUAGAUAACUGUGAUACGUACUUAUACCUAGGCUAGGUAACCUAGCCCAAAAUUAUCACAGAUAUUUUUUAACUGUACCAAUAUUAAACAUACAAAUUAUUAAUACUAAAACAUAAAAAAAAAUAUGAGGAGGAAGAAAUUUCAAGGUGGGAGGUUUAAAACCCUAGAACCCUAUCCCUGCAUACGCCACUGAUCAUGAACAUAUUAUGUUUAAAUUAAAUUAUUUUGGUUAUGUUGAAAUUCAAAAAGCCAUACAAAUCACGGCUAACUUCUUUUUCAGAAAUAACUCAAGAAGGGAUAACUUACAAAUUAUAGAUUUGUGAUUAAAAAUACUUAAAAAUAAUGUAAAACAUUUCAGUGUGGUCAAAAAUUUAGAAAUUAUAAAACGACCGAGUUUCGCGGAAGUUAGAAUAAAUUUUAGUGGAUAAUUAAAAACGGCUAGACUUACAAAUUUUAAAUUUAUGCUUAUAAAUACUUACAAAUAACUUACAAAAUGUUGGCAAAAUUUGAUAUGAAAAUAUUGAAGUGCGGCUAACUUACUUACCUCCACAUAUCUGCAUAUAAUAUUAAGAUUACCAAAAUUUAAAAACGAAUUUUAAUAUUUCAUGUUAAAUUUCUACUUAGAAAAAGGGUCUAUAAAUGACGUAAAUAUUAUUCUGCAAAAACUUUGUAAGAUGAGAAAAAAAAUAUUUUUCAAAGGAUAUACGUAUACCUAUUAUUAAAAUAAAGGCUGUAUUCUAUUGUGGACUUUAUUUUGUGUGGAGAGAAUACAUAAUUAUAAUAUCUGCGGCUAAACUAGGGGAUAUGUAAAAACAGUAGCUACCUAUAAUGUACAAGGUACGACAUACAUGCUAUACGCUUAGGUACAUACUUAUAAUUAGGAAUGAAAUACCGCCAAAUUUUUAAAACACCAGUGUCAUUGUGAAAAAGGGAUGUAACGUAAAUUGUACGCAUGAUUUAUGAUAAUAAAAUUUAAAAUUUUAAUCGUAAUUCGUGAUUUUACGUAAGACUAAAAGAAAAAUAAUUUGCUGUAAUUAUAAAUUAAAUGAAUAUUUUGAUUUCUAUUUACUAUUGUUGUCUUUAAUAAUGCUCAUAAGGGUUAUUGCACAUUGGAAGCAUUUAAUUACUUACAGGCAAUAUCAGAUAUUAUAUUAAUCAUAUAAUAUAUUAGCAUUUAUAAUAUUAUUUAAUAUAAUUAUUUGUAUACCUUCUAAUCAACUGUCCGAGUCCCACAUUCCUAGAAAAGGUAGUAAUGUCUAAAUGUCCAUAUAUUACAAAGGAUAGUCAUUUUUUAAAUGCAUAGUUACUAACACUGUUUAUAUAGCAUGCCGCAUAAUGCCCCUCCUUCAUAGCCGGUAAUCGGUAUUGAUAUGAAUUAUUAAAAUACGAGUUUCAACCAUGAUGCUUGUUUAAUUGUUUAGUUUCUGUUGCAAUUUUGAAUAACUCUCGUUCCGUUUACUAAUUUGUCACGUGUUUAUUUUUCUUAAAAUUAAUAAAAAUGAAUCAAGACGAAAACUGGGAUACCUGGGAUUCGCCAGCGGUUGUCUCAUAUCAACCUCCACCUCAACAAUUUCAGCAAACUUAUUCUAAAACCCCAUCAAUAAAUGUAGAUGAUUUAAUCAUAGAAAUCGAUUCCCGUUUGGCAGGUACCAUCAUUGGAAAAGGUGGUAUAAAAAUUAAAGGCUUGAAGAAAGAAAGUGGUGCUUUUAUUUCAAUUAUUGAUGGUAAUACUUAUGGAUUAAAAACUGUAAAAAUAUCAGGUGAUGCAAAAGCUAAAAAAAUUGCUCAUAAACUCAUUAACGAAAUAAUUGACUCUAAUGAUCCAGAAAAAAUGAGACAAAAAUUACUAGCUGAUCAACAAGUAUUAAAGCAGGAAAACAUUCAAUCAAUAUCUAAUUUUGAUUGGGAACAGUUAAUGAAAGAACAAGCUGAAAACAUUAAGAAGAAAUUGGCUGCUUUGCCAUCCAUUAUUAAGAAUUUUUAUAAAGAACAUCCAGAAGUCACUAUGAUGAGUGACCAAGAAGUAGAAGAUUUCAGGUUAUCUAAGAAUAAUAUAAUGGUUAAAUACAUUGAUGAAGAUAAUGUUAAACCAAUUCCUAAACCAAUAUUGUCAUUUAACCAUGCAUUUAAAGACUAUCCAGAUAUACUAAAAGAAAUAAAAAAACAAAAAUUUGAAACACCAUCACCAGUGCAAUGUCAGGCUUGGCCAGUUAUCAUGAGUGGCCAUGAUUUGAUAGCUAUAGCUCAAACUGGAACGGGUAAAACUUUGGCAUUUUUGCUACCUGCCUUCAUUCAUAUAGAUUUUCAACCAACUCCUCGUAAUGAACGUAAAGGACCAUCUAUAUUAGUGUUGGCACCAACUAGAGAACUAGUAUUACAAAUUGAAAGCGAGGUAAUCACUUAUAAUUUUAUAAUAAAAUAAGUUUGAAUAUGAUAUUUAAUAUGUUUAAUAUGUUAUUUAGGUUAAAAAGUAUAGUUAUAAAGGAAUUAAAGCCAUGAGUAUUUAUGGUGGUGCUAGUUCUGGAAAGCAGAAAGAAUAUUUACGUGGAGGAGUAGAAAUCGUUAUUGCUACACCAGGUCGCCUUAAUGAUUUUGUUGGUAGUGGUGCUAUUGACUUGUCUGAUGUUACAUUUUUGAUACUUGAUGAAGCUGAUCGUAUGUUGGACUUGGGUUUUGAACCUCAAAUACGUGUUUCCUUACUUAAGGUGAGACCAGAUAGACAAACUAUUAUGACAAGUGCAACUUGGCCACCUGGAGUUAAACGUCUUGCGAAAAGUUAUACUACCAACCCUGUUCAAGUAAUGGUUGGAUCAUUAGACCUGACAACUGUUAAUACUGUUAGACAAGAUAUUCUUAUAAUGGAAGAAGAAGAAAAGGAAAAUUGGCUUGAUGAUUUUUUGAAAAAUUGUUCUACAGAUGAUAAAGUAUGUUUAAAAUUGAUUAUCUUAUAUUUUUAACUACUCGCCAUUAAAUGUUAAUAUCCUUAAUUAGGUAAUAAUAUUUGUUAACCGUAAAGUAACUGUUGAUCAGCUUUCAUCAGAUUUAUGCAUGAAAGGUUAUAAUGUUGAAUCCAUUCAUGGUGGUCGUGAACAAUGUGAUCGUGAACAGGCUUUGGAUAGUUUACGUAAUGGGGAUGUUUCUAUUUUAAUAGCUACUGAUGUAGCUUCUCGUGGUAUUGAUAUUAAUGAUAUUACAGUUGUAAUAAAUUAUGAUUUUACCAAAGAUAUUGAAGAAUAUGUGCACAGAGUAGGCCGGACAGGACGUGCUGGUAAAACUGGUCUUGCAAUUACUCUUAUGACAAGACGGGACUGGAGUAAAGCCAAAGAACUUAUAGAAGUUAUGGAAAAAUCUGGACAAAAUGUACCUCAGGAAUUACAAGAUAUGGCUAGAAGACAUGAAGCAAAACAAGAGAAGGACAAGGCUGAAGGAGGAGAUAGACCAUUUAGAGGUGGUAGAAGGGGUGGUGGUGGAAGAGGAUUUUCUAGUGGCAGCGGAGGUGGAUUUUCAGGAAAUCGGAGAAAUAAUUGGUAA
This is a messenger RNA of Cinara cedri, 6259 nucleotides long. The record is from the annotation of a GenBank genome assembly. NCBI's taxonomy places the organism in Eukaryota, Metazoa, Arthropoda, Insecta, Hemiptera, Aphididae.